Lytechinus pictus (painted urchin) is the source of this 2838-nucleotide messenger RNA. RefSeq names its product elongation factor 1-alpha 2-like. NCBI's taxonomy places the organism in Eukaryota, Metazoa, Echinodermata, Echinoidea, Temnopleuroida, Toxopneustidae. Gene Ontology annotation, biological process: translation; translational elongation. Bases 61 to 1482 code for a protein of 473 amino acids. The record is from RefSeq and is a predicted model, not a curated record. Gene Ontology annotation, molecular function: GTP binding; GTPase activity; translation elongation factor activity. The transcript is spliced from 7 exons.
AUCGCUGGAGAAAAACUAUUCCGAUUCUCUGUGUUUCAUCUGUAACAUCAAAUAUCUAUCAUGGUUAAAGAAAAGACUCAUAUCAACAUCGUGGUUGUCGGCCACGUCGACUCCGGGAAAUCUACCACUACCGGUCAUCUCAUCUACAAAUGUGGUGGAAUCGACAAACGUUCCAUCGAAAAGUUCGAAAAGGAAGCUGCCGAGAUGGGAAAGGGAUCUUUCAAGUAUGCCUGGGUUCUCGACAAGCUGAAGGCGGAACGUGAACGUGGUAUCACCAUCGACAUUGCUCUCUGGAAAUUUGAAACAGAGAAGUACGAAGUCACUGUCAUUGAUGCUCCUGGCCAUCGUGAUUUCAUAAAGAACAUGAUUACCGGAACCUCACAGGCUGACUGUGGUGUUUUGGUCGUUGCUGCCGGUGUUGGCGAGUUCGAAGCUGGUAUCUCUACACACGGGCAGACUCGUGAGCAUGCCCUGUUGUGCUAUACCUUGGGAGUCAAACAGCUCGUCGUCGUCAUCAACAAGAUGGACAGUACUGAGCCCAAGUUUUCCGAGGCCCGUUUCCAUGAGAUUGUGAAGGAAGUCACUGCCUAUAUCAAAAAAGUGGGCUAUGACCCCAAGGGUGUUCCAUUUAUUCCCAUCUCUGGAUUUCACGGCGAUAACAUGCUUGAGCCUUCGGAGAAUAUGCCUUGGUUCAAAGGAUGGAAGUUAACACGUAAGGCUGGAGACGCAAGUGGAAUGACCCUUUUUAAUGCGCUUGAUGCCAUUUUACCCCCUUCGAGGCCAACAGAAAAGCCUCUUCGACUUCCUCUCCAAGAUGUAUACAAGAUCGGAGGCAUUGGAACUGUUCCAGUGGGUCGUGUUGAGACAGGGACAAUGAAAGCUGGCCUUGUUGCUACUUUCGCCCCUGUCAAUAUUACCACUGAGGUGAAAUCAAUUGAGAUGCACCAUGAAAAUUUAGAAAAGGCUCUGCCAGGUGACAAUGUUGGUUUCAAUGUCAAGAACGUCUCAGUAAAGGAACUCAAGAGAGGUUAUGUCUGCGGAGACAGCAAGAACGACCCUCCAAAAGAAGCAGCGGAAUUUAAGGCACAGGUAAUCAUCAUGAACCAUCCUGGGCAGAUCCAUGCUGGCUAUUCCCCGGUUUUGGAUUGCCACACCGCUCACAUUGCCUGCAAGUUUGCCAAUCUCCUAGAGAAGAUCGACCGUCGAUCAGGCAAGGUUCUCGAGACAAACCCAAAGAUGGUGAAGUCUGGUGACGCUGCCAUCGCCACAUUGGUUCCUACGAAGCCGAUGGUGGUCGAGAGCUACGUGGAAUUCCCUCCGCUUGGUCGAUUUGCUGUACGUGACAUGAAGCAGACCGUUGCUGUAGGUGUCGUGAAGGCUGUCGAGAAGAAAGAAUCAUCCGGCGGCAAGACGGAGUAUUAUCAUUACCCCAGCUAUAGCUUGAGCUGCCUUCCACAGUGCUCAGUGCAUUCAAGGAAUUAAUCCUGCUGGGUACCCUCCACCUCAUCAUCGGUGUUCAGUACAGCAGUGUGGGUGAAUUUCAUUCUAAAGAAAACCACGUCAUGACUGGGAUUCGAGACCACGUCCCUCUGAUUGAAAGAAGAGAGCCAUAACCACUAGACCAUGACGCCCCCAUAUUACGUCCGAGCCAGAAAAUGUACACUUUAGCUGUUUUAGUGUCGACAGUGAAACAUGUCAUUUUUAAACCUAUCGAAUAUACACAGAAAGAUAUGUGAGUGGAAAAUUGUCAUAGUUGGAGCCUAUUUCAAUACAAGGGUGUGCAGCUACCGAGUUAUUGAAUCCGGCACUUUUGACUGUGAAUCUUUGAAUUCGAAACCUAUUUUCAUUUAACUAUAAUUCUUAUUCAUUUGGUUUUGUACCAGCCAUUUUAGUCUUGUGUAUCAGCCAUGUCCAUGCAUAGUAUGCUCUUUAACGCAAGUGCCAUUUAUGUGAUACACGUCGGCUUAUAUACAACCCACUUUGGUCUUUCAGCGGAUGGAAAUGUUUAUGUACUGAUAUGUUAUUUUGUUGUAUACUUUCUAUUAAAUUGCAUCAAUCAUGUUGACAAUUCCGUGAAUCCUUUAUCAAGGACAAUCAGCAUCUAGAAUAGUGUAGACAUUCAUUCCAAAAAAAAAGAGAAAGAAAGAAAAUACAAAUCGAUCCAUAUCCUCUUAAAGCCUAUCUUUACUUUUGGUUAAUCUCCCAAAGUAGAUAUUCCUUUACCGUGUUUAUCAAUCAUUAUAUGAAUGUGUGCCCUUUACUCGAUUGCGAUAUGAAAGAUACGAAAAUGAAAAUAUGUUGAAAGUAUAGAAAUUUUUCCAGGAAAAUUCAUUUUUUUGAUCGUGUACCCGAUCCAAAUACGAUAAAUGCGUAAUUUUUGUCUUGCUUACUAUACAUAACUUCAUCUCAAGCACUGAAUGGGUUGGAUAUGUCAAAGACUAGUACAAUCUCUUUUUGUAGCUUUUUCUAAGUCUGUAUAAUGAGCUGAAUAGGCUAUUUUACGUUAGAAAAAAUGAAAAUAUAAAAAAUGAAAAUGUCAAAUUUAAAUUCUAAUGGCUGAAAAUGCCAAAUCUGAAUGGUAAUAGCGAAAAAGGAACAUUCAUUGACCACUACACAUUUGCAAUGAUUAUGGAUGUUGAACGAUAUUGGAGUAUAAUUCACUUUGCUCACGACCAUUUACCAAUGGUUUAGGCAAGCUUAAAUCUUGACUUUUCCUGUGUGGUAUGUAAAAAAUAAAUUAAAUGAAAUUAUUAUAAUCGUGUGAUGGUUUCAUAGGUUUACCUGGCUUACAAAUGUAAUUCUAAUACCACAGACUGCUUAAUAAAUCUCUUUUUUGCA